Messenger RNA from Homarus americanus (American lobster), 3249 nucleotides. RefSeq lists its product as uncharacterized. NCBI's taxonomy places the organism in Eukaryota, Metazoa, Arthropoda, Malacostraca, Decapoda, Nephropidae. Bases 1 to 3249 code for a protein of 1082 amino acids. The transcript has 3 exons. The record is from RefSeq and is a predicted model, not a curated record.
AUGAGAUUCAUCAGUAAGAAUCUUCAUCUACUAGCCCUUGGAGUGACCCUCCUCGCAACUUGCCGCCAGGCUGACUCGGGAGGGGUUGGUGUAGGAGGCACAGGAUACAGAGGCAAUAUAAACCACGUCGUUGUAAGAAGUGGCCACACAGAACGCAUCCCCGGUAGGGUAUCACCGACAGGAUCUCUGGCAACAGGAAGAAAAGAACAUAGCCCCACCUCUUCUGUUCCUCCGGGCGGCGUCGUAGUAGGAGGCACCCACAGAGUUCUUACCCCCAGCAGCGUGUCACCAAAUGACUCUCCAAGAGGGGGAAGAAGAAGCCAUGGUAUCUCUGGAAUAACUGGACACGGAGACCUAACCACAGCGAGACAUGGCUUUGGUCAGACCAACAGUGGCUCGGCCUUUGGAGGGUCAUAUGACUCAUCUGUUGGUGACGAGGAGGUGGGUCUUGGACACGUGCGAUCACUUGGUCUUGGACAUGGUGACAGCCUUUCUGGUAGACAUCGUAGCUCAUCGAGGAGGACAUUUGAUGAUUCCUUUGGUGCUGGACAUAGUGGUCCCCUUGGAAGACAUGUAGGCGUUCUUGAUGGUAGAUAUAUUGGCUCCCUCAAUAGUGGACAUGUUGCUUUCCAUAAUACUGGACAUGCUGGCUCCCUCAAUAGUGGACAUGUUGCUUUCCUUAAUACUGGACAUACUGGCUCUCUCAAUAGUGGACAUGUUGCUUCCCUUAAUACUGGACAUACUGGCUCUCUCAAUAGUGGACAUGUUGCUUUCCAUAAUACUGGACAUGCUGGCUCCCUCAAUAGUGGACAUGUUGUUUUCCUUAAUACUGGACAUACUGGCUCUCUCAAUAGUGGACAUGCUGCUUCCCUUAAUACUGGACAUGCUGGCUCUCUCAAUAGUGGACUUGCUUCCCUUAAUACUGGAUAUACUGGCUCUCUCAAUAGUGGACAUGUUGCUUCCCUUAAUACUGGACAUACUGGCUCUCUCAAUAGUGGACUUGCUUCCCUUAAUACUGGACAUGCUGGCUCUCUCAAUAGUGGACAUGUUGCUUCCCUUAAUACUGGACAUGCUGGCUCUCUCAAUAGUGGACUUGUUGCUUCCCUUAAUACUGGACAUACUGGCUCUCUCAAUAGUGGACAUGUUGCUUCCCUUAAUACUGGACAUGCUGGCUCUCUCAAUAGUGGACAUGUUGCUUCCCUUAAUACUGGACAUGCUGGCUCUCUCAAUAGUGGACAUGUUGCUUCCCUUAAUACUGGACAUACUGGCUCUCUCAAUAGUGGACAUGCUGCUUCCCUUAAUACUGGACAUACUGGCUCUCUCAAUAGUGGACAUGUUGCUUCCCUUAAUACUGGACAUACUGGCUCUCUCAAUAGUGGACAUGUUGCUUUCCAUAAUACUGGACAUGCUGGCUCUCUCAAUAGUGGUCUUGCUUCCCUUAAUACUGGACAUACUGGCUCUCUCAAUAGUGGACAUGUUGCUUCCCUUAAUACUGGACAUGCUGGCUCUCUCAAUAGUGGACAUGUUGCUUCCUUAAUACUGGACAUACUGGCUCUCUCAAUAGUGGACAUUGGACAUGUUGCUUCCCUUAAUACUGGACAUGCUGGCUCUCUCAAUAGUGGACAUGUUGCUUCCCUUAAUACUGGACAUGCUGGCUCUCUCAAUAGUGGACAUGUUGCUUCCCUUAAUACUGGACAUACUGGCUCUCUCAAUAGUGGACAUGCUGCUUCCCUUAAUACUGGACAUACUGGCUCUCUCAAUAGUGGACAUGUUGCUUCCCUUAAUACUGGACAUACUGGCUCUCUCAAUAGUGGACAUGUUGCUUUCCAUAAUACUGGACAUGCUGGCUCUCUCAAUAGUGGACUUGCUUCCCUUAAUACUGGACAUACUGGCUCUCUCAAUAGUGGACAUGUUGCUUCCCUUAAUACUGGACAUACUGGUUCUCUCAAUAGUGGACAUGUUGCUUCCCUUAAUAGCAAACAUCAUGGCUCCAUCAGUGGUUAUGGGUCUUCUGGUAGGCGUCGGGUUGGAGCCACAGCUACUGUCAGUUUUAGCCUAGGUGGUCCUCUUCGACGAGCUGAUAAUCAUGGCUCUCCAUCUCGUCACGGUGGUUUAGUGAAUGUUGGUCAUACUGCUGCAACUGGUGGUAUUGUUCGUGGGAGUGGAGCUAAAGGUGUUGUGGGAAGUGUCAGAGGUGUUGGGGGGGUUGUAAGAGGUGUUGAAGACGUUGUAGGUGUUGUAGGAAAUGUUGGAGAUAUUGGAAGCGGUGGUCAUGGGAAAGCAUAUUUUGGAAGCCAGUUUGGAGGUUUUGCUGGAGGUUACGGUAUUAAGGAAGUAGGGCACGUUGGUGGUAAUAUUGAUGUUAAUAUUGUUCACAGUAAAGAUCAUAAAACUAGAAUUCCUGGAGCUGUUGCAGUAGUCGACCAUUUAGAGGAUAUUGACCACCAUAUGCCCACAACCUCUGGAGGGCAAUUUCAAGAUCUUGGGGUCAUUGGACACGCAUCACGAGUUGCUGGAGGUGGAAACAGAGAUUUUUCUGGUGGCUACAGUGCAAGUGGAUUCCCUGAUUUUAGACACACAGGAGCUGCCUUAGGAGAACAUGAAAGUAAUUCAGGUGGCUUUAGAACAGGUGGGGAACACUUUGGACCUCUCCCUAAGCAUGGAAGUCCUUCGGCUAACGACGCCACUAGUAAAGCUCUUGAAAUGAGUUUUGGAGGCAGACACGUAGAGGCAGUGGCCGUAACUGGACGUCAACAUCCUUCAGAACAAUAUAGUGAGGAAGAGGCGAUCGAUUUUGAACACACAGGAGUUGUUUUGGGCGGACACGUAGUUGGAAGUCUUGGUGGUGGACACGGAGUUGGAAGCCUUGGUGGUGGACACGUAAGAGAUCUCACUGGACAUGUAGGUUCUUCAGUUGACUACAAUACCGGUGAAGCCCUUGAAGGUCUUGGUACUGGACACAAAUCUGGAGGUCUUAGCGGACACGGUGUUAGAGGACAUAGUGAUGAACAAGGAGUUGAUAGUCUCAGCAGUGGACAUAUAGUAGCUGCCAUAGGUAAACACGUAAGAUCAUCAACUGGUUACAGAGCAGAUGGUGCCCUUGAUUUCGGACUCGCUGGAUCUACCAUAAGUGGACAUAGAGUUUCAUCAACAGGUGGACACGUAGAUAGACUCAGUGGUCAUAGAGACGGAAAUCUUGAAGGUAUAGUCAUUAAAAACCCUGGAAGUCCCUCUGCUUAUGAUAGUUAG